Molecule: messenger RNA, 4307 nt
Organism: Phacochoerus africanus (Common warthog)
Lineage: Eukaryota; Metazoa; Chordata; Mammalia; Artiodactyla; Suidae
Product: macrophage-expressed gene 1 protein
Exons: 1
Coding region: 109-2262 (717 amino acids)
Biological process (GO): defense response to bacterium
Source: RefSeq, a predicted model, not a curated record
GCUGAACUUUUUGUUUCAGCAACGACUUUCUUUCCAAGCAGUUCAGUCAGCACAGAGCUCGCUGGCUGUUGCUGAGGACUGACGUGACAGGCUGGGGCUGUCUGAGCCAUGAACGGCUUCAGGGGUGCCAUCCUUAUCUGGGCAGUGGCAGUGUGGGCUAAAAUGGACACAUCUCUGGGAGAGGCAGCUGAGGCUGGAUUUCAAAAAUGCAAGAAUGCCUUAAAACUACCUGUUCUGGAAGUCCUACCAGGAGGUGGCUGGGAUAAUCUUCGGAAUGUGGACAUGGGACGGGUGAUGGACCUGACGUACACCCACUGCAAGACCACAGAGGAUGGACAGUACAUUGUCCCUGACGAGAUCUUCACCAUUCCCCAGAAACAGAGCAACCUGGAGAUGAACUCAAAAAUCCUUGAGUCCUGGGUCAAUUACCAGAGCACCACCUCUUACUCCAUCAACACGGAGCUCUCUCUUUUUUCCAAAGUCAAUGGCAAGUUCUCACCUGAGUUCCAGAGGAUAAAGAGCCUCCAGGUGAAGGAUCAAGCUGUGACUACCCAGGUUCAGCUAAGAAACCUGGUCUACACGGUCAAAAUCAACCCAGAUGCAGAACUAAGCUGGGGGUUUAAAAAGGAGCUCAUGGACAUCUCUGAACGUCUGGAGAACAACCAGACACGGAUGGCCACCUACUUGGCGGAACUCCUGGUCCUCAACUAUGGUACCCAUGUCAUCACCAGUGUGGAUGCGGGCGCUGUUCUCAUUCAGGAGGACCACAUCAGAUCCUCCUUCCUCCAGGACAGCCAGAGCAGCCACAGUGCUGUGACUUCAUCUGCUGGAAUCACCUUCCUAAACAUCGUGAACUUCAAACUUGAGGAGAGCUACACCUCCCAGAAUGACUUCACCAAGAACUACCUCUCCAACCGAACCAACUCCAGGGUGCAAAGCAUCGGAGGGCUCCCUUUUUACCCAGGCAUCACCCUCCAGGCCUGGCAGCAGGGCAUCACCAACCACCUGGUGGCCGUGGACCGUGCUGGCCUGCCUCUGCAUUUCUUCAUCAACCCCGACAGGCUGCCUGACUUGCCAGGGCCCUUGGUGAAAAAGCUGUCAAAGACGGUGGAGACAGCUGUGAGACGCUAUUACACCUUCAACACCUACCCUGGCUGCACAGAUCUCAACUCGCCUAACUUCAAUUUCCAAGCCAACAUGGAUGAUGGCUCCUGUGAGGGGAAAAUGACCAAUUUCUCCUUUGGUGGAGUUUAUCAGCAAUGCACCCAGCUCUCAGGGAAUGAGUUUGUCCAACUCUGCCAAAACUUGGAGCAGAAGAAUCCACUCACAGGUGAUUUCUCCUGCCCUUCUGGCUACUCCCCCAUCCACCUGCUGACCCAGACCCAUGAGGAGGGUUACAACCGCCUGGAGUGUUCACAGAAGUGCACUCUUCUCAUUUUCUGCAAGACGGUGUGUGAAGAUGUGUUCCGGGUGGCCAAGGCUGAGUUUAGGGCUUUUUGGUGUGUGGCCAGUGGCCAAGUGUCAGAAAACUCAGGGCUACUUUUUGGGGGCCUCUUCAGCAGUAAGAGCAUCAACCCUUUGACAAACGCACAGUCGUGUCCAGCUGGCUAUUUUCCCUUGAGACUUUUUGAGAACCUCAAGAUAUGUGCCUCGCAGGACUACGAGUUGGGAUUCCAGUUUUCGGUCCCUUUUGGCGGGUUCUUUAGCUGUGUGGUCGGGAACCCCUUGGUGGAUCCUGCCAUAUCUGGAGAUUUAGGGGUGCCUUCUCUAAAAAAGUGUCCGGGGGGUUUCAGCCAACACCUAGCCCUCAUCAGUGAUGGGUGCCAAGUAUCUUAUUGUGUCAAGUCUGGGCUUUUUACAGGAGGGUUUCUACCUCCUGCCAGGCUUCCACCUUACACCCGACCACCCCUCAUGAGUCAGGCUGCCACCAACACUGUCAUGGUGACAAAUACUGAGACUGCCAGCUCCUGGAUUAAAGAUCCCCAGACGCACCGGUGGAAGCUGGGAGAGCCGCUGGAGCUUCGCAGGGCCAUGAAGGUCAUCCAUGGGGAUGGCAGUGGCCUGUCUGGAGGAGCAGCAGCUGGGGUCACACUGGGGGUCACCACCGUCCUGGCAGCUGUCAUCGCCCUGGCCAUCUACGGCACCCGGAAGUACAAGAAGAGGGGCUACCAGGCAGUCCAGGAUGAGAGGCAGAGUUUGGUUCCAGGUGCUGCAGUGACUGGAGACGCCCUUGACCAAGGGCAGGAGCAGAGUCCAGCCUAGGUCCUCCCUGGAAACAGAUGGUCUCAUCUCCAGCCAGCCCAUCAAGUGUGUCUUUCAUUUUCCUUUCUUCACGUCUGCCUUCCUAAGUAUUGGCAUGGCAAGUGCAACCAAAAGCAGGUACAACUUUGUGACUUUCUCAGGUCUCUGGGCUAAGAAAUGAACAGAGCUACGUGGACCAGGUUGGGGGAAGGGUUGAAUAGUGGUGGUGAUUUUUUUUUUUUCUUAAGCAAACGUCAUCCUAGGGCCUAAAACAUGAGGGUGGUGUCUUUACUCUAUGUGCCUCAUCAAGUAUCUUCACCUGAAUGCUUAUGUGUAUAAGGAAGCAAGGGAGGAUGUUAACAUUUGAAUUCAGAGAUGAUGCAUUUAAUCGGAGGUCAGCCAUGGACUCCAAUUCAUGAGCUGUAAGACUUCCUUCCGUUAAGGGUUACCCUCCCACUAUUUUGUGUUUAUUUAAAGCUGUCUGGAUUUCAUGCUCCUAGAGGCGGACAAAGCCCCCAGAAGUCCUGGUUGGCUACUGCUUUUCAGCUCUGCAGGCUCCUGUUGAUGGCAUGUUUCAUUUCCUCUGGGUCAUCCCCACCACGGCAUCUGAACAGAAAGAGGGUGCCUGUACCAAGCACACGUUUUCCAACUUCUCCACAAUCCAGACUUACAUAGACCAGGCCACCCUUGGACUUCAGGCCAGUGUCACAAAGUCCUCAGGAAAUAUUUUCAGAUAUAAACUUCAAUUAAAACGUCAAGGGAGAAGAGAUGAUUGGGAGACGAGGAGUGAAUGAAGGAAGGAUGAAAGCUGGAAAAGAUUCUAGGGCUCAUGGGGAAUUGGAAUUCUUACCCACAGCCAACUCCCUGGUUUCAUCCUCUUAACUCGUCAGAAAUGGGGCCAAGAAAGGAGCUGCAGGUUUGGAUAGAUCAAGCAUUAUCACUGCAUGUUCUGUUACCAAGGCGCAAUCCCUUACUCUUCCAGGGAUGGCCAUCCCUCUUCCCAUCCCCCAUCAUAGGCACCCCACGCCCCAACACACACGCACACACACAUACACACCCCACAUUCCAACAAGAAGACUUUUUCUGGGGUAGGAGACAAGGAAAAAUACAAGAAGUCAAGGAAACCCAUACCUGAGUAUCAGCUCCUCCCUAAGACAUAAAAAGAGCAGAAAACAAUUAUUACCUUGUCUUUAUUUUUUUUUUCCCAGCAGAAAGGAGGCUUACAUGAUCAAAGCAAUGUUUUUAAAUGAAACAAAAAAGGCAUCCAACGUCAUUUGUGGUCCAUUUAUUACAGUGCCAGGCUGACUUUCCUGGGCCAUCUAGAAGGAUGCAUGAUUGUUCCUUGACAUAUGAGGCUUUGACCAAUUUAAGUAACAGUCUCACCUAGUUGUAAUUAUUAGGGUGAGCCUAUUAGUGUUCUUCCUCAAUUUUUUUUUAAGUUACAUAUUUCUUGGUGUUCCCUUGUGGGAUCUGGCAUUGUGACUGCACAGCUUGGGUUACUGCUGUGGCAGGGGUUCGAUCCCUGGCCCAGGAACUUCCAUAUGCCAUAGGCACAGCCAAAGAAGUUAUACAUUUAUUCACCAAGUCAAAUGUCAUCAGUGAGUCGUCUUUAAUGAAGGAGAAUUUGUCCUUUCCUCAUUAAUAUUUGAGAUCAAAAAUGUUAUACCAGGUCCUCCUUCAGAGGAGCUUGAAGGGUGCCAGCCUGUGAGAAUUUGGGAGAGGAUUAUCUGCCACUCUGAUACAGAGAAGUGAGUUACAGAACUGGAGCCCUGCCUUCAGCUAGGGACUCUGGUCUCUACCUCCUCUACCCCUGCUUCUGAAGCAUUAAAAAGCUCUCCUAAACUUCUGGGCGUUCUGUGGGUAUGUUUCAGCCAGGCUAACCCCUUUCCUGCCAAUACAGACUUCUCCAUGAAUUCUCUGAAGGUUACUGAGUCAGAGAGACAAAGUACAGCCAGAGGCUCCCAGCCUUUUAAUGCACUAACUACCCAUUGCAACCAAAGGUUCCUCACAAACUUACAUUUCUAAACAAUGCUGUACAUGAAUAUGCAUUAAAACCUGUACUCAAA